Rhagoletis zephyria (snowberry fruit fly) is the source of this 1508-nucleotide messenger RNA. Its product is annotated as AN1-type zinc finger protein 2A. The record is from RefSeq and is a predicted model, not a curated record. NCBI's taxonomy places the organism in Eukaryota, Metazoa, Arthropoda, Insecta, Diptera, Tephritidae. Gene Ontology annotation, cellular component: endoplasmic reticulum; cytoplasm. Gene Ontology annotation, biological process: proteasome-mediated ubiquitin-dependent protein catabolic process; protein targeting to ER. Gene Ontology annotation, molecular function: zinc ion binding.
UGGCAGCACUGCAUAUAAUAUCCCAUCCCGUCUAGAUUAUUUUCACUUGUUUUGACAUUUGCAUUCUAAAUUAUUUCCAAUUUUAUUGUUUAGUCAUCUUGGUUUGCAAAAGGAAGUUUCCUGUUUUGUCUAGAAAGUUUCGUCACAAAGUUUAAGUUGUAUAAAUAUCUGGUUAAUAGCAAACAUAGUGCUUAGUAUCAAAAUGGAGUUUCCACAUCUCGGUCAACACUGCAACGAAUCCACCUGUAAUCGCUUAGAUUUCCUGCCAUUUAAAUGUGAUUCAUGUAAUCAAGUGUAUUGCUCAUCCCACUUCAACUAUGAUAAUCACUCGUGUAUUGGGCCACGUCGCAAGGAUAUGCAAGUGCCAAUUUGCCCUCUAUGUGGUGAACCAGUGCCAACAGCACCCGGAGUCGAGCCUGAUCUAACCGUCGGGCGUCAUAUCGAUCAGCAAUGCAAGUCGGACACAAAAAAAAUAUACACAAAUCGUUGUAGUUAUAAAAAUUGUAAAAAGAAAGAGCUUAUACCAGUCAACUGCACGGAAUGUAGAAGAAAUUUUUGUCUACGCCACCGUCAUACCACAGAUCAUGAAUGCAGAGGUGCUUCCGUUGCAAGUGUAGAUAAGCGUGCUAUGGCAGCAAAUGCAGCUGAAUACAGGCGUACUAACAAGCCAACUUCACUAUUUAAUGGGCAACCUAGACGUAAUCCCAUAGCAACUGGAACACAAGUGCAAAAUAUUCAAGGAAAUAUGACUGAAGAUGAGGCGCUAGCUCGUGCCCUUGCUCUGUCGAUUAUGGAGUUAGAUGAGAAUGCAGAUCGUGAACGUCGAAAUCAAACUGCUGUCAAUGCGGCAGUACAAUCGAAUGCUACAGUACGCGUUGGCGGACGUGAUGAGCAAUCCUCAAAUGUAAAAGACAAAUGUCUGCUUUCGUAGUUCGAUUUAGCUGUUUUAAUGGUAGAAGUUGUAGUUUAACAAUUUAAAGAUAUUCUUUAGUAGCUUACAAGUAUCUAAAUACAUACUUACUAUACAUAUAAUAACUGUUGCAGCAGUAAUUUAAUCAAUGAAUGUCACAUGCUAAGUGUAUUUGCAUUUAGCGCGCGUUUAUUGCAAGACUAUUCAUGAUAUAAAUAAAGGGCCUAUAUCGUAAGUUUGUUUUUAUGAUAUGAUAUAUACAAUUAAUUUUUGUUAAUGAAAGUUAAAUGUCCACAUUCCUUAAUUGAAAUGCAUAUUUUAUAAUAGAUUUUAACAAACUGAAACUUACCUGCUUGUGAUUAAGCUUUAUAGUGGGCAUGAAAUAAUAUUUUCCGACGCGUACAUACGUAUGUAUCUAAAAACAUGUUUAAUCCUUUUGCGAAUUCUAUUUGAAGAACUAUUAUUUGAACGUUUUGUUCUAACAGAAUUCGCAGUUGGGAUGGUUAAUAAAUAAUAUAUAAUCAUUAAUUAAAACGUAAGCAAUUUCGCCAUAGUUGUUAUGUUUUCUUAGAGACAAAAUAAACAAAUAAAAAACAAA